CCUCCGCCGCCGCCGCACCUGCCGCGCUCUCUCGCUCUCUCUCUCUCUCUGAGCGUCUCUCUUCCAGCUGCAGAACCGCUGCCUGCCUGCCUGGAGGAUGGAGGCUGCUGCUGGACUUCCCUUGGCUGCUUCGCCGGCGGGGCGCUCUCCGGAGCCGAUGCCGGGCUACUCGGCGCUGGCGGGGCUGUGCUGGGGCAGCUUGUCGGGGGCGGCGCGGGAGUGCUCGUCCAGCGGCGCGGGAGGGGGCUGCGGGUGGGAGCGCGCCCUCCACUCCUGGCACCACUACGCCCAGCCCGCCGCCAAGGAGGCCCUCCUCUGCCUCCUCGGCGCCCUCGCCCUCACCCUCGCCCGCCGCGCCGCCGCACACACGCUCCUCCGGCCUUUUGCCGAAUGGUGCCAGCUGCCCCCCAAAGAUGCGGCCAAGAUGCCCGAGAGCGCAUGGAAACUGGCCUUCUACACCCUCUCCUGGUCCUACAGCGCCUACCUGCUCUUCUUUGCUGGGUACCCCUUCUUCCACGACCCCCCGUCGGCCUUCGUUGAUUCAGAGUUGGGCACAGAGGUGCCGACGGACAUCGCCAUCGCCUACCUGUUGCAGUGCAGCUUCUACGUCCACUCGCUCUACUCCACACUCUACAUGGACGUCUGGCGCAAGGACUCAGUUGUGAUGCUCGUCCACCAUGUGGUCACCCUCUUGCUGCUGGCCUUCUCCUACAUUUUCAGGUACCACAGAGUGGGGAUCCUGGUCCUUUUCCUUCACGACAUCAGUGAUGUCCAGCUGGAGUUUACCAAGCUGAAUGUCUACUUCAAGUACCGUGGCGGAGUCUACCACCGGCUGAACGAUGUGAUCUCCAAUGCCGGCUGCCUCUCCUUUGGCAUCAGCUGGUUCUGGUUUCGUCUCUAUUGGUUCCCACUCAAGGUGCUCUAUGCCAGCUGCCACACCUGCCUCCAAACCAUGGUCUUCGUCCCCUAUUACUUCUUCUUCAAUGGCCUGCUUUUCCUCCUCACUUUGAUGAACCUCUACUGGUUCCUGUACAUUGCCUUCUUCCUGGCGAAGGUUCUGCUGGGACAGGUCCGGGAGGUGGACGACGUACGCGAAUACGACACAGUGGACGGCAGGAAAUGGGGCUUGAAGGAGGGCCAUCAUUUGAAAAAUGGGCUGGUGAAGGACAAGCGGCUAUAGGCACGGAACCCAAGAAUAUUCCCCUGCAGGGGCAGAGUCAAGAAUCCCCUUGGCUCCGCCCACAAGGCCCUGAUUGGUUGGAAAGAACCAGGAAGUGGAGCCGAGGGAAAAGCACAUGUUCUGUUUCAGCCGGGAAGGACCCUCCUGUCCACUUUGCCCUGCUGCACUUUAUUGAGAUAGGGAUCUAUAUUUUUUUGUUUUGCUCAAUUCAGUCGUGUUUUGUCUCAGGAGAUAUAUAGCUAUAUGUCAGGCAUGGGCCAGCUUGGGCCCUCCAGGUGUUUUGGACUUCA
Messenger RNA from Anolis sagrei ordinatus, 1470 nucleotides. It is a transcript of the gene CERS1, whose product is annotated as ceramide synthase 1. Gene Ontology annotation, cellular component: membrane. Gene Ontology annotation, molecular function: sphingosine N-acyltransferase activity. The record is from RefSeq and is a predicted model, not a curated record. NCBI's taxonomy places the organism in Eukaryota, Metazoa, Chordata, Lepidosauria, Squamata, Anolidae. Gene Ontology annotation, biological process: ceramide biosynthetic process.